Molecule: messenger RNA, 965 nt
Organism: Sphaeramia orbicularis (orbiculate cardinalfish)
Lineage: Eukaryota; Metazoa; Chordata; Actinopteri; Kurtiformes; Apogonidae
Product: 15-hydroxyprostaglandin dehydrogenase [NAD(+)]
Exons: 7
Coding region: 58-834 (258 amino acids)
Cellular component (GO): cytoplasm
Molecular function (GO): oxidoreductase activity, acting on the CH-OH group of donors, NAD or NADP as acceptor
Source: RefSeq, a predicted model, not a curated record
CUGUGUCCUCCUUCUUCUGGUCCUCCUUCUUCUGCUCUUCUACUGAAUAUCUGUGCUAUGGCGCUGGUUGGGAAAAUCGCCGCAGUGACCGGAGCUGGAAAGGGGAUAGGACAGGCACUGACAGAAACCCUCCUGAAAAAUGGAGCCAAGGUUGCUCUCCUGGAUGUCAAUGAAGCUGCUGGAAAGAGUUUAGCUGAAGCCCUCGGCAAACAGUACGGACAAGACAAAGUUCUGUUCAUAAACUGCAACGUUGAGUCAGAUGAGCAGAUGAAAGCUGCCUUUCAGAAAAUCAUAGAAACCUUUGAAGCAAUUGACAUUUUCUGCAACAACGCUGGCAUCCUGAACGAAACCCAGUGGGAGAAAACUAUAUCCAUUAAUCUUAUGGGUGUUAUCAGGGGAGCCUACCUGGCUCUGGAGCACAUGAAUAAGUUAACUGGAGGUCGAGGAGGGGUCAUUCUCAACACAGCAUCGAUGGCAGGUUUGGGUCCUUUGCUCAGCUGUCCUGCUUAUACAGCCAGCAAGCAUGGAGUUGUUGGCUUUACCCGAGCCAUGGGGGCUGCCUCUGCUGCAUCAGGCUACGGCGUCCGAUUCAACGCCCUUUGCCCUGGUUUUGUCCAAACUGACCUCUUCAACAACAUCCAAGGAAACCUGGGACAGUUUUCCCACCUCAGAGAUGCAGCCCAACUGUUAAUUGACAAAAUGGGAACGAUGACUGCGUCUGAAGUUGUAGAAUGCGUCAUCGAGCUGUUGACUGAUGAAACCAAGAACGGGGAAGUGUUCUAUGUGUACCCACAAGGAACAUCAUAUGUGACAUUUCCAUCAAUGGUCAAGUAACUCCUGACUAUGACUGCACAGUCCAACUGUACCGACCCAUCCUGAGUGUUGUUAUCAAAUCUGCAAAGUCUGAUGUCAAUACAUACGAUGUGUCAAUUGAAUAUAAGAAUAAAAUGUUUAAAGACACGGUG